Molecule: messenger RNA, 1140 nt
Organism: Jaculus jaculus (lesser Egyptian jerboa)
Lineage: Eukaryota; Metazoa; Chordata; Mammalia; Rodentia; Dipodidae
Gene: Il7
Product: interleukin 7
Exons: 6
Coding region: 99-566 (155 amino acids)
Biological process (GO): immune response
Cellular component (GO): extracellular region
Molecular function (GO): interleukin-7 receptor binding; growth factor activity
Source: RefSeq, a predicted model, not a curated record
UCCUCGGCCGACCAGGCUCCCGGGCGUGACUAUGGGUGGCGAGAGUUCGCUCCUGCUGCAGUCGCGGUCAUCAUGACGACGCCCGCCUGCUGCAGACCAUGGUCCAUGUUUCUUUUAGGUAUAUCUUUGGAAUUCCUCCCUUGAUCCUUGUUCUGUUGCCUGUAACUUCAUCUGAUUGUCACAUUAAAAAUAAAGAAGGUAAAGAAUAUGAGAAUAUUCUAAUGAUCAGCAUCAAUGAAUUGCUAGACAAAAUGAUAGGAACUGGUAGAAACUGUCUGAAUAAUGAACCAAAUUUUUUUAAGAGACAUUUAUGUGAUGAUACAAAGAAAGCUACUUUUCUGAAUCGUGCUGCUCGCAAGGUGAGGCAAUUUCGUAAAAUGAAUAUUAGUGAAGAGUUCAAUAUCCACUUGUUAAGGGUUUCCGAAGGCACACAGAGUCUGGUGAACUGCAGUGGCAAGGAAGAAAAACCCUUAAAGGAACAGAAAAAGAAUGAUCCAUGUUUCCUAAAGAGACUAUUACAAGAGAUAAAAACUUGCUGGAAUAAAAUCUUGAGGGGUGAUAUAUAAACAUGUGACAUUUAGUUGUAUCCUCCAAGAAUCCACCAGCAACUGAAGUUUUAGGGUCAGAAAGCACCCCAGAAGUUGCUGAAUGAGCACUUGAUGAGUCCAUACUGUAGUACUCGAAGCUGGAUAUAAGUAAUGGAAAUGGACGGCUACACUCAACAAACUACUUCCUGUCCAGGGCAGUGUACCUACUGGGAUUACACCUGUACUGAUUUUCUAAAACAGUCAUAUCAGGAUCACCAACUAUACUUUUGAAGCCUAUAAAAAUAUUCCAGGAGAAGACAUCAAAGCUCUGGAGAAUAUAAUAGUCACACAGAUUUCAGAUUAGCAUUGUUUUAUUAACACAUUCGUAGUGUAGCCCAGUGUUCAUCAAUGUACUGUAUGAAGAACAGAAACUGUCAUCCUUCACACUGGACAUGUUUUCAGAUUCACAGUCAUAUGUGUGUAAUCUUCAUUGAACAAGAGUCAGCAAUUUUAAAGACAAAACAUCAAAAUGAGGUUCAAGAUACAUCUGUGUCUCUUAAUCAUAAUGAGAUAUAAUCAUACAUGAAUGUAUAAAAGUGCCUUCAGUAACCAG